Spathaspora passalidarum NRRL Y-27907 is the source of this 2561-nucleotide messenger RNA. It is a transcript of the gene GPR1, whose product is annotated as Gpr1p. The transcript has a single exon. Gene Ontology annotation, biological process: adenylate cyclase-activating G protein-coupled receptor signaling pathway. Bases 122 to 2506 code for a protein of 794 amino acids. NCBI's taxonomy places the organism in Eukaryota, Fungi, Ascomycota, Pichiomycetes, Serinales, Debaryomycetaceae. Gene Ontology annotation, molecular function: G protein-coupled receptor activity. Gene Ontology annotation, cellular component: plasma membrane. The record is from RefSeq and is a predicted model, not a curated record.
ACCACAUUCCAUUCAGUUCCUUAACACCGAACAAGCAAACAUUAGCCAAACAUUGACUAAGAUAUAUCUACAUAGCACGAUAUAACAACAGUGAGAUAAUAUAGACCAUAGAUACUUUGGAAUGCGUCUGCUGGGUAUACUAUUUAUGCUUCUGUUGUUGCUAGUGUCUGGCGAGGUAAUAGCGACACAAACAUCGUCACCGGUGACAGCGGCAGCAACGGCGACAACAACAUCCACGGAUAUUAUUACCACAGCUACCAAUACUCUCCAAACUACAUUACCUCAGCAACAACAAAUGACAUUGACAACAUCAACAAUCACCACAACCCUUUCCAGCAUAUUUACAUUCAUACCGAGAAUCUUUAAACGAAGUAGUUUCAACCAAAUUGAAAACUUUACCAAACAUGAAAUAUUUGUUCAACGAGUAUUGGCCACAUCAUCAUCAUGUGCAUCCAUAGCAUUAUGCUUAGUGGCAUUCUAUUUUUUGUUUGCCAUUGAUCCGAAACGACUUGUGUUUCGCCAUCAUUUGAUUUUCUUUUUGUUGUUUUUCGAUUUGAUCAAGGCAAUUAUCUUGUUGUUGUACCCUACCCGGGUAUUGACCCAUACCAUGUCCUAUUACAAUACGCGGUUCUGCCAAGCGGUGGGGUUCUUUACUGCUACUGCCAUUGAAGGGGCCGAUGUUGCCAUCAUGGCAUUUGCCGUGCAUACCUAUUUACUUAUAUUCAAGCCAGAACUAAACACGAAAGUUAAACAUUCAACCACAUCAAGAAUAGAAGGGGGGUUGUAUCGAUAUAGAAUCUACGUUUAUACCUUGUCGAUCUUCUUGCCGUUGAUUUUGGCAAGUAUGGCAUUUGUCAAUGGAACCGGGUACGCCUCGUUGGUCACGUGGUGUUAUUUGCCCUUGCGUCCAUUAUGGUAUAGAAUGGUGUUGAGUUGGGUUCCAAGGUAUUGUAUUGUCAUUGCCAUUUUUGUGAUUUAUGGCUUGAUUUAUUAUCACGUUAUCACGGAAUUCAAAACCUUGGGUGGGGUGUUUACCACGUUGCAUAGUAAUGCUAGACGAGGAACUGGCGAGAUAAAACCCGAUAAGCCAAGUUUCUUUUCAGCAUUGUCGUACUUCUUUGAAACUAUCAGGAAUUAUAUAUUUCCCAAGUUUGUGUUGCCCGAUAAUGCCGAAAAUAGCACCAAUUUAACCAUUGUUAAUCUGAGAGUACCGCUGAAACAUGAAGAGUCAGAUGAGGAAAGUGGGAGUGGCAGCGGUAGUGGAAGUAAUAGAGAUGAAGAACAGCAACAUGAGCAAGAGCAAGAAGAGGAAGAAGAAGAAGAAGAAGAAAAUGUAAUUAUCCCAUUCCCUAGUAGAAGAGGUAACACUGAAGCACAGCAUCAUCAAGCAACUGACGAUUUCACCAAUCCUGACCUUCAUCAGGCCAAUUUAGAAAACUUUAGAAAACGUCAGCGAAUAAUUCAAAAGCAAAUGAAGUCAAUCUUUGUUUAUCCGUUUGCAUAUUGUUUUGUUUGGUUAUUUCCAUUCAUUUUACACAUCACUCAGAUCAACCAUGAGGAAAAAUACGGCCCUAUUUAUUGGAUUAACUUAUUGGGAGCAUUCAUGCAACCAUUCAAUGGGUUUGUUGACUCCUUGGUGUUUUUCUAUCGGGAAAGACCAUGGAAUUAUACCGUGCUGAAGAACUUCGAGCGGGAGAAUAAACAACGGGUGGAUAAUAUCAUUGAAAACAACCUUCAUAAUAGCCAUCAUUAUCAUCAUCAUCACCAUAAUCAUCAUAGCCAUUAUCACCAGCACCAGCAUCACCAUCUGCAAAGUCAACAUGAUGAUGCUGAAUCGGUAUCUACUAUGGCCACAAGUGCACGAAUUGCCAAGAACUCUCUUAGUGCCAGCUCUGGAUUGGUUGAUUUGAAACAGUACAAAUUUUGGAGAAUCUAUUUAAACAAGUUCAAAUUCCCGUUGUACAAAUUACCCACCGAGGAAAACAUUGCUGAAUUUCAGAAGAAGUAUAUUGAAAAACGAUUAUCAGAAAAGGGCGUCAAGACCAUACAUGGUCAGCAUGUUCCUCAUCCAAGUUUAGCGGAGAAAUACAAGAAUGAUAAAGAAGAUAAAGGCGUCAGCGCGGGCGUUGGGGCUUUAUUCACAUCAACCACUCAUGAUUUCUCCAAUGUGCUUUCUGAAGAUUUUGGGGAGAAUGAUUUCCAUACAAGUUUAAACAAGUUUACAUUCACGCAUGGAAAUACCCCGAAUAACACUAGAAAAGGCAGUGCUUUUUCGAAAGGGUCAAGAUCGGAUGAUCCAUUACAUAAAAAGAAAUCAAGUACACCAAUCCCACCGAAACGAGCAACCUCAUCACCGGUCAACAUUCCCACAACCACUACUACAACAUCAGGAUCAUUUUCGUCUGUGCCUGAACAUUAUCAUAAGACAUCUCCAUUUGUUGAUGAAGAUCAAGAAAAUGGUGAAUUGGACUUUUUGGAAUUUCUUAAGAAAGGUCCACCAGUAUAAACAUAUAGCAUUAUAAAUAUUUGUGUAUAAUUAUUAAUACAAUCUAAAUCUAGAU